AAAAAAUGAUGCAUAUUGCUACUACAUAUAUUGUGUCGUUCAUGCUAAAAAGGUUCUUUUAUGGUUCCUGCGUUAACCCUAUUUGACGGGAGUUUAUAGGCUCACGUAAAUAUAAUUUGCAGAAAUGCCGCCCAAAAGAGGAAAAGUACAGAAGGAAGAGGUUCAAGUUUCUCUUGGACCACAGCUUCGCGAAGGAGAGGUAGUUUUUGGAGUGGCCCACAUCUUUGCCAGCUUUAAUGAUACAUUUGUGCACGUCACCGAUUUAUCGGGCAGGGAAACAAUUGCUAGAGUUACUGGUGGUAUGAAGGUAAAAGCAGAUCGUGAUGAAGCCUCGCCUUAUGCAGCUAUGCUUGCAGCUCAGGAUGUUGCAGAGAAGUGUAAAUCGCUAGGUAUCACAGCACUGCACAUCAAACUGAGAGCUACGGGAGGCAAUAAGACAAAAACCCCUGGUCCUGGUGCACAAUCUGCUUUGCGUGCUUUAGCCCGUUCAAGCAUGAAAAUUGGACGUAUCGAAGAUGUCACUCCUAUUCCUUCAGACUCUACUCGAAGGAAAGGUGGUCGCCGUGGACGUAGGCUAUAAAUUAUGGCUUUGUAUAUCUCUUUUAUUACCUUUCAAUAAAUAUUUAAAGAGA
Molecule: messenger RNA, 632 nt
Organism: Cataglyphis hispanica
Lineage: Eukaryota; Metazoa; Arthropoda; Insecta; Hymenoptera; Formicidae
Gene: Rps14
Product: 40S ribosomal protein S14a
Exons: 4
Coding region: 125-580 (151 amino acids)
Biological process (GO): translation; ribosomal small subunit assembly; maturation of SSU-rRNA from tricistronic rRNA transcript (SSU-rRNA, 5.8S rRNA, LSU-rRNA)
Cellular component (GO): cytosolic small ribosomal subunit; ribosome
Molecular function (GO): mRNA 5'-UTR binding; structural constituent of ribosome; small ribosomal subunit rRNA binding
Source: RefSeq, a predicted model, not a curated record